Messenger RNA from Eutrema salsugineum, 839 nucleotides. RefSeq names its product probable thiol methyltransferase 2. Gene Ontology annotation, molecular function: S-adenosylmethionine-dependent methyltransferase activity. Bases 58 to 675 code for a protein of 205 amino acids. The record is from RefSeq and is a predicted model, not a curated record. The transcript is spliced from 8 exons. Lineage: Eukaryota; Viridiplantae; Streptophyta; Magnoliopsida; Brassicales; Brassicaceae.
AAGUUUUGACAUGCAACGAAGAAGCAUAACAUAAACUGUUAAGCACAAAGAAUACCGAUGGAUAUCAAAGAGCCUCAUGGUGGAUGGGAUAAGCUAUGGGUAGAGGGACGCACACUGUGGGAUUUGGGAGAAGCAACUCCCAUUGUUGUCCAUCUCUGCGAAACGGGUUCAUUGCCUAAUGGAAGAGCUUUGAUUCCUGGAUGCGGCACCGGUUAUGAUGUAGUUGUGAUAGCAAGCCCUGACCGGUAUGUUGUUGGACUCGAUUUUUCAAAAACAUCAGUAGAAAGAUCAAAAAAGAUGUUCUCUUCGUUGCCUAAUUCAAAACAUUUCUCCUUCUUGGAAGAAGACUUCUUCACUUGGGAGCCAAGCGAAAAAUUCGACCUCAUUUUAGACUACAACUUCUUCUGUGCCUUUGAACCUAAAGUGCGACCUCUAUGGGCAAAGCGUAUGCAAGAACUUAUGAACCCGGGAGGAGAGCUUAUAACGUUAAUGUUUCCUUUAGAUGAUCGAGUUGGUGGACCUCCUUACCAAGUAUCAGUCUCAGCCUAUGAAGAGCUUUUGAUUCCCUUAGGAUUUGAGGUAAUCUCUAUUGUGGAUAAUGAACUUGCUGCAGACUCACGCAAGGGAAUAGAAAAAGUUGGCAGAUGGAAGAAGAAGAAGAAGAGGUCAGAGUGAUAAUUUCAUCAUUACCGUCAGAAGAAGUCACAUUCACAUGGCUCUUUACAUCAAUAAAGAUUACAUUUUUGGGUUUCCUAUAGUCAGAAAAACCGAAUGUAAUAUUUACACGUUUAAGUAAUUGAAAAAAAAAGGGGUCUUUGUUGGUGAAUAUGGCUUACCUA